Molecule: messenger RNA, 1116 nt
Organism: Theobroma umbraticum
Lineage: Eukaryota; Viridiplantae; Streptophyta; Magnoliopsida; Malvales; Malvaceae
Source: RefSeq, a predicted model, not a curated record
AUGGCGACUAUGGUGUCUAAUUUACUUAAAAAGAAGAGCGAACCAGCAGUGAAUUCGCCAGCGCAGGUGAUCGGUGGACAUGGCACUGACAGCUACUCCAACAACUCCUUCUACCAGAAAUUAGCAGCAAAUGUUGUGAAGAAAAAGAUUGAAGAUGCAAUUAUGAUGAAGCUAGAUGUGGCAUCCUUCUCUUCCACUUCCAACAUAAUUCGUCUUGCAGAUUUCGGUUGUGGGGUUGGAUCAAAUACAAUAACCGCUAUGCAUGAUUUACUAGAGUUUGUAAAGAAGAAGUAUAGGUCUCAGUGUCCUGUGUCUCAAAUGCCAGAAUUUCAAGUGAUUUUCAAUGAUCAAUCCACCAAUGAUUUUAACACCCUCUUUACCUCUCUCCCGCAAGACAAGGAAUACAUGGUGGCUGGGGUGCCAGGUUCUUUCCAUGACCAAGUGCUGCCCAAAUCAUCUCUCCAUUUAGCCCAUUGUUCGUAUUCACUUCAUUGGCUCUCUAAGUUGCCAAAGGAAUUGCAAGACAAGCUCUCUCCUGCAUGGAACAAAGGCAAGAUUCACUACACCAGUGCUCCACAGGAGGUUUUAAAUGCGUACGCAACUCAGUUCGCUGAAGACUUGGACAAUUUCUUGAAUGCUAGAGCUCAGGAGAUUGUAUCAGGAGGAAUGAUGUUGAUUGUUGGCUCAGGUAUACCAGACGGGAUGUCUUAUUCUCAAGUUGUAAAUGGUUUGAUGUACAAUUGCAUGGGAUCCAUCCUCAUGGACAUGGUGAAAACGGGAUCUAUCAAUGAAGCUGAAAUUGAUGCGUUCAACUUGCCUAUAUACGCUUGCCCUCCUGGGGAAUUCACUGCGGGAGUGGAAAGAAACGGGUUGUUUACUGUAGAGGUGAUAGAAUUGAUGAACCCUGCACCAUGGCUGAAAGGUCCCAUCGACAUCCCUGCAUUUGUGAAACAUGUGAGAGCUGCAAUGGAGGGAAUGUUCAGCAAGCAUUUUUCCAGAGAGACCAUUGAUGAAUUGUUCAAUCAGCUUGUUCCAAGACUGUCAGAGAUUUCUCAGCAAAUGGAAUCAUGUUACAGGGAUGGGCUUCAGCUAUUUGCCAUACUAAAACGUAAAUAG